CCCGCCCUCGCCGCUCGUUCCCCGCGGCCUCGCUUCCUCGCUCGCAAGGAACCCCCCCCCCCACCCCUCGUCGCAAGCCGCCCGUCCUCGGACGAAUGGUGCAGCCACAGCGGCCUUUCAUUUCUUGCGAGGGGACGGACGUCUUUGUGUGUGUGUGUUUUUUUUUAAACGCGCGCUCGCGUAAAACAUUUAACAGCCGCGACCAAGAAAAAGCAUCGAUCGGCGAACAGCAGCAACAACAACAACAGCAACAAAAAAGGACGCUUCGAAACGAACGCCGCGAACUCGGGACUCGUGCAGGACGUGCGAGCGCGCCGCUGUGAGAGUUGCGUCAACAUGGACCAGUCCUUCGGCGAGGUCAACCAACUCGGCGGCGUCUUCGUGAACGGGCGACCUCUGCCGAACCCGAUCCGCCUGCGAAUCGUCGAGUUGGCGCAGCUGGGCAUCAGGCCGUGCGACAUCUCGCGGCAGCUGCGCGUGUCCCACGGCUGCGUCUCCAAGAUCCUGGCUCGCUACAACGAGACGGGCUCCAUCCUGCCCGGAGCCAUCGGGGGCAGCAAGCCGCGCGUCACCACCCCCAACGUGGUCAAGCACAUCCGCGACUACAAGCAGCGCGACCCGGGCAUCUUCGCGUGGGAGAUCCGCGACCGGCUGCUCGCCGACGGCGUCUGCGACAAGUACAACGUGCCCUCCGUGAGCUCCAUCAGCCGCAUCCUACGCAACAAGAUCGGCAGCAUGUCGCAGCCGUGCUCGCAGAUGCAGGACGCGUCGGGCAUGGCCUCCUGCAAGCAGUCUGCGGCCGCCGCAGCCGCAGCCGCGGCCGCGGUGCCGUACGGAGCUCUGUACGCGGCCUACACGAGCUCGCAGCUGCAUCACCACCACCACCAUCACCACCACCACCACGGACACGGGCCCGCGGGGAAGGGCGGCGCGCACGCGAUGCACGGCGCCACGGGCGUGCACAUCCCCGCGGGGCUGCCGCGUUCGUGGCCCUCCUCCUACACCGUGAGCGACAUCCUGGGCUUCAGGACGGCGGCGGAGCAGCAAGGGCUCAUCCCGGAGGAGUGGUGCGGCGCUGCCCGGCCCAGCUUCCCCGCGGGCACGCAGGCGGCCAACGGCCUCGACAAGUCGGGCGGUGGCGAUGGCGACUUGAAGUAUUCCCAGGGCCACGCGUCAGGUCUGCCCGCGGUCAGCACCUUCGUGUCGGCCUCGGGUCUCGGGCCCUACCCGAGCCAGUCGCAGGCGGGCAUGGGGGCCUACGUGGCGUACGGCGGAGGGGGUGGCCCGGCACAGGCCGCGGGCUUCGUGCCGCCGGGCCACGGGGCUGCGUGGCAGGGCCAGCCGCACCCCGCCGACCUCUCGUCGCCCGCCCACUUCAAAGCGGCCGCGGCCGCCGCCGUCGCCGCCGCAGCCGCCGCAGCGGCAGCGAGGGACGAGAGAGGAGGGGACGCGUUGGCGCCGAGGAAGUCCUGAAGAAGCCUCCCCCCACACUCACACACACCACCCCCCUCGUCCCUCCUCCCUCCCUCCCUCCCAAGACGACCGCAGGGACUCACCGGGCCGCACGUGGCCCGCGCGCGCGUCACGGCUGUGCCGCGCUCUCGUCCACGCGCGGACCCCGUGGAUUGUGGCCGUCGGCGGGAGGGGUUCGCGCUCACGGCGUCUGGCGUUGAGCGGGUCGCUUUUACAAAGCGGGAGACGGCGAGAAGACGACGCCGUGGCGUGGCCUCUCUACGUGCGCAGGGCGCGGCGGGCGGGCGGUGGGGUGGAACUGCGCCCGGAGACACACGGGGCCGGAGCCCCCCCCCCCCCUAACCACCCUCCCCCAGUCGCCGAGCUACGAAGAGAAAGAGAAAUUUGACAGGGGAGUAGUGGUGGUGAUGGUGGUGGGGGGGGGGGGGGGGUCACAUUUUAUUGCUUGCACCAGGGCCCAAUC
This is a messenger RNA of Lethenteron reissneri (Far Eastern brook lamprey), 1936 nucleotides long. It is a transcript of the gene PAX1, whose product is annotated as paired box 1. Gene Ontology annotation, molecular function: RNA polymerase II cis-regulatory region sequence-specific DNA binding; DNA-binding transcription factor activity, RNA polymerase II-specific. NCBI's taxonomy places the organism in Eukaryota, Metazoa, Chordata, Hyperoartia, Petromyzontiformes, Petromyzontidae. The record is from RefSeq and is a predicted model, not a curated record. Gene Ontology annotation, biological process: anatomical structure development; regulation of transcription by RNA polymerase II.